CACCUUCUUCGUCUUCCAUCCAAAUCAAAAAGAGAAACAGUUCAGAACUUGAAGAGGAAGAAACAAGAAGAAGAGGAAGAAGAAGAAGAUCGAAGAAGAUGAGUUUCUCUAAACUUAUGGCUUCUCUUCUUCUCCUUGCUUCAAUCUCAUUAUCAACCUCUCUCGUCUCCGAUCCAGAAGCUCUUACCGCCUACGAUAUUCUCCAACAGUACGGUUUCCCCGUCGGCAUUCUUCCUAUAGGUGCUACCGGCUAUCAAUUGAACAGAGCCACCGGUGAAUUCAGCCUCUACUUGAGUCAGAAAUGCAAAUUCAAAAUCGAUUCCUAUGAAUUGGAGUAUAAAUCUACCUUACAAGGCGUGAUUUCCAAAGGCAGAAUCAGGAAACUCAAAGGUGUUUCUGUUAAGAUCUUCCUCUUGUGGCUCAGCAUCGUCGAAGUCGUUAACGAUGGUGACGACCUUCAAUUUUCUGUUGGAAUUGCUUCUGCAAAUUUCCCGCUGGACAGUUUCUAUGAGUCGCCGCGGUGUGGAUGUGGAUUUGAUUGCGAUAAUGGCGCUGGGAGCUUGGUUUCGGCUUCUUGAAAUUAGGUGAAACUUGUGUUUAAUAUUAUCAAUUAGGGAAUGUUAGGUUUUCAAUCGCUUUGAUUACUUUAAACUAGUAAUGUCCUCUUGCUUUGAACUUACUUUAUAUGCGAUGUCCGAGAUCGGAUUAGCUCAAUCAUUACAUUCUGUUUAUGUUCAAAUAGAAUUGUAUCGUUCUGUCACUUGAAUCUGCUUCUGAUCGUCGAUUAUAUAUUUAUGGUAUGAACUAUUCUGUCUAUUAGGUCAUCAAUGGCAUCAAUCGCCUUAUCAA
Molecule: messenger RNA, 849 nt
Organism: Cucumis sativus (cucumber)
Lineage: Eukaryota; Viridiplantae; Streptophyta; Magnoliopsida; Cucurbitales; Cucurbitaceae
Exons: 1
Coding region: 99-578 (159 amino acids)
Source: RefSeq, a predicted model, not a curated record